Phragmites australis (common reed) is the source of this 1492-nucleotide messenger RNA. RefSeq names its product zinc finger protein CONSTANS-LIKE 5-like. Gene Ontology annotation, molecular function: zinc ion binding; protein binding. The coding region runs from base 145 to 1194 and encodes 349 amino acids. Gene Ontology annotation, biological process: regulation of photoperiodism, flowering; regulation of flower development. The record is from RefSeq and is a predicted model, not a curated record. Gene Ontology annotation, cellular component: nucleus. NCBI's taxonomy places the organism in Eukaryota, Viridiplantae, Streptophyta, Magnoliopsida, Poales, Poaceae. The transcript has 3 exons.
CUCCCUCCACUGCGCCGUGCUCCUGCCUCCCACCACCACCACCACCACCACCACCACCGCACCCACCGGUCCACCACUGUCAUUGCCGCGCCGGCCCAAGCUUUGCUGCCCAGGUAGCGCUCGCUCUUGGGCGCUGCUCGUCUGAUGGAGCUCCACAAGUACUGGGGUGUGGGGGGCCGGCGCUGCGGCGCGUGCGAGUCGUCCCCGGCGGCCGUGCACUGCCGCACCUGCGGGGGCGUCUUCCUCUGCACGGCGUGCGACGCGCGCCCCGAGCACGCGAGGCUGGGCCACGAGCGCGUGUGGAUGUGCGAGGUCUGCGAGCUGGCCCCCGCGGCCGUCACGUGCAAGGCCGACGCCGCCGUGCUCUGCGCCGCCUGCGACGCGGACAUCCACGACGCCAACCCGCUGGCGCGACGCCACGAGCGCGUCGCCCUCGCGCCCAUAGGUUCGGCGGCCGCGGCUGCAGCGGUGGAGGCUAUGAUGUUCUGCACCAGCGAGGCGGCGGCGGAGGCCGAGGAGCAGAAGGCGGCGGCCGAGCAGCAGCAGCAAUACGCGCUGAACCUGAACGUGGAGGCUAAGGACAUGAAGCUGGACUACCUCUUCUCCGACCUGGACCCCUACCUCAGCGUCGAGCCCCCGCGCUUCCAGCACGCCGACAGCGUCGUCCCCAACGGUGCCAGCGCCGGCGCCGCCGUUGAGGUGGACUUCACGUGCGGCAUCGGCGUCAAGCCGUCCUCCUAUAGCUCCCACACAGCAACCUCCCUCGCGCACAGCGGCUCGUCGUCGGAGGUCGGCGUCGUGCCGGAGGCUAUCUGCGGCGGCGGGGGCUUCGAGCUCGAGUUCACCCGGCCCAAGCCUCAAGCCUACAUGCCGUACACCGCGACUCCUCCGAGCCACAGCGUGUCGUCGGUGGACGUGGAGGUGGUGCCGGAGCGCGGGGAGUUGGCGGUGGCGAGGCCAGCGCCGUUGAUGGGUGAGGGGAGGGAGGCGCGGCUGGUGCGUUAUCGGGAGAAGCGGAAGAACCGGCGGUUCGAGAAGACCAUCCGGUACGCGUCCCGGAAGGCCUACGCCGAGACGCGGCCGCGGAUCAAGGGCCGCUUCGCCAAGCGGGCGGACCAGGACGCCGACGCCGAGGCCGCCGUGCCGUCGGCUUACAUGCUCGACUUCGGCUACGGCGUCGUGCCAAGCUUCUGAUAGGCCUCGGUCCACGCGCGCGCGCACGGUCGGCACCGCGCUUGACCCGGCACGGCACGGCACCGCGCGCCACUGCGCGCGCGCCUUGUACUUGUAUCGAUGUAUAGGGGAGGACUAGUAAUCCCAUGUACUCUCUUUUUGAGCUAGCCUUUACGUACGCUAGUGAUUUGUAACUUGUAUACUACUACUACUUACUACUAGCAGUCUAGCAUUUUUUGCUAGAAUUAGCCUGCUCUGUUUUUGAAUCUGAAAGAAAUUGUAGUAGCCGCUACUAAUGAACCAUCAAUUAAUCAUCUAA